GAGUGAAAGUCUGUCCAAAGGCUCGGAUGCAUUUAUCAAUGGAUACCCUUGGAAUAGUGGACGAUACUUGCCUGGACAACUACGACAUGGCAAAAGGAGCUGGGUCAAGCAGUGGAGGUAGAGUCCACAGUAUUGAUGUCAUACUGGGAUUCACUAAAGACCAGGACCCAUUACUCCAUUCGGUAGCAGGUGAUGACAGCCAGAAAACCAAUGGAGCAAACCCACAGGACUCUGACAAGCAGGCCUCAUCAAACCACUACGGGCACCUUCCAGAACUGGGUGACGGCUCCCAGCACUCCUCCUACCAUGAAUCAGACCUGUUCUCUGGUGACAAGUGUGAUGGAGAAAUGAGCAACUUGCAGAAAGACGUGGACGUUGAUGAGGGCUCUCCAGAGACAGUUAAGGAGGAGGAGCACACUAAAAAGAAACACAGAAGGAACAGGACCACAUUCACCACCUAUCAACUCCAUGAGCUGGAGCGAGCCUUUGAGAAAUCUCAUUAUCCAGAUGUCUACAGUCGUGAGGAGUUGGCAAUGAAGGUCAAUCUGCCUGAGGUUCGAGUCCAGGUUUGGUUCCAGAAUCGAAGGGCAAAGUGGAGACGUCAAGAAAAGAUGGACACUAGCACCAUGAAGCUCCAAGAUUCCCCCAUGCUAUCCUUCAGCCGUCCCCCAAUGCCUCCCAGUGUAGGGCAGGUGGCCAACCCAAUGCCACUUGAUCCCUGGCUGACCUCACCAAUCUCCAGUGCCGCACCCAUGCACACCAUUCCAGGGUUCAUGGGCUCACCACAGGGCCUGCAGCCGGCCUAUCCAAGCCACAGUUUCCUCAACACCCCACCUGGCAUGGUUCAGGGUAUGCAGCCUAUGGGUCCACCUCCCUAUCAGUGCCCACCCAGCUUCAAUGAUAAAUACCCAAUGGAGGAUGACAGGAGCUCCAGCAUUGCAGUACUCAGGAUGAAGGCCAAAGAGCACAUUCAGUCAAUGGAUAAAACCUGGCAGCACAUGUGAAUGUGAUUGGAUUUUUGAGAUGCUCCUAUGAAUGUUUACAAACUGCUUUUACACUGUUUGAUUUAUGUACUGAUGAAGAGGAUGCAUGGCACCAAAGAAGUCUGAAAGGUAUCUUAUCAUGAAUAAGUAACUCUCAGAACUCUCUAAACUGCAUUUAAUUUGUAACAAACUGUUUUGUAGCCCUAAGGAGAAUGAUCAACAGAAGUGCUGACUCACUCAUACAAGACACUUUGUUAUCAGCAUUAAUUUUGUAUAUCUCAGAUAAAUUUUAGACAGUACUGACAAACUGCAAUACAACGUAGAGAGGCUACGUAUAGCCAUGUUGUCAGAAGUAGCAGUGUUUUUGUAUUACUUGAUAACACAUUUCAACAAAUUCAUACAAGUUUGCUGUCUUAACUGAAUUGUGUUCUGAUCCCUUUUUGUGUGGCACAGACUGUCUACAGGUGCCCAGAUGUAACAAUUCCUAGUUCCCUUGAAGUAAUAAUAUUUUUAUGAGGAUUACCGACCAAUGUACAGUGCUUUGAGGUGUUGGUGUCUAGGUCUUUAGAAUGCCACUGUUUUAGUACACUGACAGUCAUUAAAAACUUUGAGACCAUAUUUUUCAACAUAAUUUUUAUUUUGAAGCCCGAAACUGGAUUUUCUUCAUAUGAAUCAUUUGUUUAGCAUAUUGGCAUACAGAAACAAAAAUCUAAAGUUUCAAGAAUGAUUUCAAAAUAAAGAAUUUCACAAAAGAAAACUGCACCUGCCAAACACAAAGUCACAACAGUCAAUACCGAGUAUGGCCUCCAUUUGCUUCGAUGUAGGCAGCAAUCUGUCGGCGCAUGCUUUGGACCAGGCUUCUGAUUGUGGGUUGGGAACAGCCCAUACGCCUGGUUACAUCACUGUAGCUCAAACCGUCCUCCACCAUAGCCAGUGCCCGGAGACGACGUUCAUGUGAUAGACGCGGCAUGAUGCUGUUCACUGGACUAACAAUGGUGGCCUUUUUUGGGCCUUUACAUAGGCCUUCAAAACCCAUUCUCAAAUUGUGCAGAUACUCACUGAGUAUUGCUUGGUGUGUAUUUGGUUCACUUUUGCAAAGUGACCAACCCAUGUGCAAUGAAUCAUGACAAAAUGACAACUCAUCAUUAUCUCAACUACCAGGGCACUUGAUCAUCAGUAAAUCCACAAUGAAUAAUCACAACCCCCCUACAAGUAGAAUUCUGCGUACAUUUCUACCUCAAAGUUUCUAUUGACUGUCAGUAUACAAAUAAAUGUUUUUGUUUUUCCAAGAAGGUUUUUCAUAUGUCUGCUUGGUUGGGUUAUGUCUUUUUCAAUUUUACUGUGUGUUUGCAGUGGAAUAUUGCCCAGCAUUUUUAAAAAUAUGUUUUCAGCUAUUUGGUUUUUGCUAUAAAAUGAGUAAAAAUUGGUAUUUAAAACAACUUUUCAACUCAAAGUUAACUUUGAUGUAGGUUUAAAGGGAAUGUGAAAGUUUAUAUUUAAGUAAUUAAAAUGGCCUUUUGAAGAACAUUGAGUUCUAAUGGGGGAUGUUAUCGGAAGUCACAGAGCAUAAUCUGACUUGGAGGCUAAUUUAAACAGACAAGCAUACCUCUUAACACCUAAUUACUGCUUUUAAAGCGAUUAACCCCAGAUUCUCAGCCAUAGACAGAAUGCCCUCAGAUGUUCCUGAAAAACGCUUUCAAGACCCGAUUAACUUUGCCCCUCCCCUGAAAGUUGCAAAUUUCUAAUAUUUCCAAGUUACUGCUACAGUACUACAUAUGAAUCUAGUUCUUUAUCAUACACUGUCUUAAUCUUCAUCAUUAUUAGUUAAGGAUGCUUCUUGUUUCAUUGUUCACAAAAUAUUCACUUCAGUUGGGUGGAUUUAGAGUGAGAAAGUCAGUGGGUUCUGCUAGCCUCUCAUUUGCUGAUGCAACUGUUGGUCUACAACAGGGGUCGGCAACCUUUAACACUCAAAGAGCCAUUUCGACCCGUUUCCCACAGAAAAGAAAACACCGGGAGCAGCAAAAUCCUUUUGGCAUUUAAAAUGAAGACAACACUGCAUAUAUCACUUUUUUACCUCGAUGCCCUUGUUAAUCAGUCGUGAUUAAUUAAUUAUAAAGCCUCUAAUUAGAUAGAUUCAUUUUUUUAAUCGUGUCCUUCCACUAAUAUUUGUCUUACUUGAUUAAUGUCAUUUUUGCUCCUGGACCUCAUAUGUUACAUAACGUUAGCUGGAAAUCAAUAUUUUGCGAAUGUCUAUUUAACUUGUAAAAUCUAUUUAUCUAUUUAUCUUGAGCUAAUAACUUUUUUCCGGUAAGUCGCUGCCCUAUUUUCCAAGAGGACACUCCUCUGACUCUCUGAUCUGCUGCCUGGACAUCGAGCCGUGUUCUUGCGAGUAACAUGUAUUACCCUAUCAUGAGUACUUUUGACUCAAAGACAAGACCUGUCUUUCUUGGAGUGGAGCUUUAAUAUACAGCCUUGCCAUUCUUGAGUACAAAACGAUGUGAAACUACAGGCGUUGCCUCUCCAGGAGUAAAACAAAAAAAAGGCAUGAAACAUGUGGGAAUCGGAAGCUCCGUGUUGUCCCUCUGCAUCAACUCUGCGCUCUCAUGCAAUAGUAUCCCAGCAGCACAUCCUGUGGAGUGACACGUCAAAAUAAGAGCGGUAAUUUCACAAUAAAAUUCUCUAUAUUAAAAUGCAUUGAAACGCACCUGAAAGGCAGAACAAUUUAUUUUCCAAAGUUACAGGGAGCUAGCCUAGCCGCGCUAGACAACCCACGGCAACGAAUUUAAUUCUCUGCCAGGGUGGAUCUAGUUACCCUCCAUAAGGCUCGAGGUUGGAUGCUCCUAAAACUGGCCGGACGAAUCACCAUGAAGUGUAGAGUCAGAAGGCGGGCGUAACUAAGUGAUGACAGAGGCGCGACGAUUCUGACAGAAAAAAACGGAAACAACUAGCCUAGCCACGCUAGAUAACCCACGGCAACGAAUUUAAUUCUCUGCCAGGGUCGACAACAAAAACGACAACAGUCGUUGAGCUCCAUUAGCACCGACUCUGAAUAAUCUUUCUGUUAACAUGUCUGUAAUAUACUUGAGCUUCACCCAUUGACUGUAUAAAUAAGGCUUCACCGAACUACCGCAUCCUCUGAUUUUCGGCGCUCUAGGAGCCUAUUCGUUGUGCUGAUUGGUUGUAUACCUACCCAAUGACUGCAGAGUGAUUUGAUAGACAACCUUUUAGCCCGCCUCCCUCCCUGUCGAGCGUGCCUAGACCCUUGUGUCUUCAGAGCAUGGGUCUAGCGCGGCUAGGCUAACAGGGAGCCACAACAGAUGGCUGAGAGAGCCGCGGGCGGCUCCGGAGCCGCGGGUUGCCGACCCCUGGUCUACAAGAAUAUGACACUGCUAAAAGGCAUGAGGUCGUUGUGAUAUGGAGUGUGUGUUUUAUUCUGUGUGUGCAUUUGGUGCAUGUGCAUUAAAUUAAUGCAGAAAGGUGCUGGGCUUGCAAAGGUAAUCAUAUUUCUUCUUUCAUACUUCUUUCUGUGACUGUAAGUACAUCUUAUGUCAUGGAUCAAGUGACCAGAAGCUUCCAAAGCAUCACACUUGUUGUUUCAUCUAUUUGUCAAAACCACUGUCAUUAGGUUCAUGUUCUGAAUACAUAUCUAAAGGUAAAAUGUCUGAUGGUGAUUUUAUCUGACAAAACACUAUAUACGAUGGUCUCCAAAAUGGCAGCCCCUCCACUAUCACAUUCAUAAGUCUUGUUGCUCAUUGUGGUAAACUCUGCUGUCUACAGUGGAUAAAAAAGCCAAAAAAAUAAAAAUCAACAUUUACUUUUACUAGAAGAAACACUUUUUAUUCCAUCACUAAUAUAAUUAUGCAUUAAUUUCUAGUUUUUUUUUAAAGGUUUUAGAAUAUGGCUUUCAUUUUCCAUGUGCAAAACACAGAAUAAAGUUAUCGAGCAGUA
Acanthochromis polyacanthus (spiny chromis) is the source of this 4931-nucleotide messenger RNA. It is a transcript of the gene rx2, whose product is annotated as retinal homeobox gene 2. Gene Ontology annotation, biological process: positive regulation of transcription by RNA polymerase II. Gene Ontology annotation, molecular function: DNA-binding transcription factor activity, RNA polymerase II-specific; RNA polymerase II cis-regulatory region sequence-specific DNA binding. The record is from RefSeq and is a predicted model, not a curated record. NCBI's taxonomy places the organism in Eukaryota, Metazoa, Chordata, Actinopteri, Pomacentridae. Bases 27 to 1004 code for a protein of 325 amino acids. The transcript is spliced from 3 exons.